CUUUUAGCUGCGAGGGUGAGGUUUAGCCACACAGUGAACGCAAACAGAAAAGUUCAGCGGGAUCAUGUUUCAGCAUCACCCCUUUCCCCCUUUGAGUGUUUUCCAGGCGGGGGGUGGGUGGGGGGGGAAUGAGGCAGGCUCCACGCCGCCCCUCGCGCUUAGGAGACCGGGCUUUGCUGCGUGGCCCCAGGAGGCCUCGGGAAAACUCUCUGCCCCGCGCCCUCAGCGCCAGCUCCUGCGCUGGGGUCCCGGCCUCGCUUGGGGCAGAGCCGCGUCGGCUGCCGGGCUGGCUGAGGGAGGGUUUCCAGGCACGGCUCCCAGCGCUGGAGAACUGCCCUUUACAAGAAUAACCGAGGGACACCCCGGCUCCUUCCCAACGCGCCCCGCUGCCACAUAACCGCAGGCUUCCCGACUGAGUGAAAUAGGAGUUCCCCAAAGUGGAUCAUUGCUUUCCCUCUGCUCGUUCACCGUCCAGUUCAGACUUGCAAUGAGUGGACUGAGGUCUCCUGUGCUGCUCGGGCUGGUGCUCUUAAUGCUGUCAGCAAGCUAUUGCAAAGAGAGAACUGACUCCAUAGGUCUAAAGGACAGGCAAAGCCUCUUCAAUCUCAUCAUGGAGAUUAUUCAGGAACUGAAAAAAUACCACACGGAAGAGGACAACGGGGUUCUAUACUUCUCCAACCACGAUUAUACUUUAGACAGAAGAGAAGUAGCUGAUUAUGGAGAGUACCAGGACGAACAGAGAGCAGAAAUAGUUCCUAGAGAUCUGAGGUUGAAAGACAAGUUUUUAAAGCAUUUAACAGGUCCUCUCUAUUUUAGUCCAAAAUGUAGUAAACACUUUCAUCGGCUUUAUCACAAUACAAGAGACUGUACCAUCCCAGCUUAUUAUAAAAGAUGUGCCAGGCUUCUUACUCGACUGGCAGUAAGUCCAAUGUGCAUGGAAGGAUAAGAUACUACCAUACAGACGAGAAACAUUAAGAACCAGGAGAAGUGCCUUGGAAACCAACAGGGAAAUAGAACUUAAACACUUAAAUACCUUUAUAACAUAUUUCAUUGUGAACAAGAGGAUUUAUUUUUGCAGAUUGACAGACUAUUUCCCAUAAUUCUUCUAACAUGUGUUUUGUAUGUUUUGAACAGUUUGCAGAUCUACAUUAUUUACAAUAGUAUAACUGCCAAUAGUAUUUACUGUUCCAUACUUAAAAGUACACUCCACAUCAGGUGUGUAGUGCUGCCAAAAAUUACAUGGACAUAUACCCUUCAAGAAAUAAAUGUACUGUUGCUGAAUUCUGAGACUUGGAGGGAUGUUUUUAUAUAUCCAGAACUCUUACAUCUACUCCACUGCAGCGGUUUUCACUUGAUAUUCUUCAUGCUUAUGCAAUUAAGAGUUUGGUUAAAACAAACUUAUUUACAAAUUUCAAUGUUAGAAGGGUCACAUUGUACCCUUGGAGUACAAGUUACAAAUUGCAUGACAAAUACAUAAGAUAAUACCAAGUGAACAUGUUUUCUUGAGUCAGAGGAGUGUGGAUUUUGUAUACACACAAUUUACCAUUGGUUUUCUGUUCAAUAAAUGUAUAAACAUUCCAGCCAACGUGCAAUAUGUAAAUACUGUAAAUAACAAACAUGACUAAUAAAGUGUUUGAUAUAGUACAUGAUCUUCAAUGUGUAUUCAUUAAAUGUCUCUUUAGAAUACUGGCUUUCAGAAACUGGAAUUGAUUUCACAUGGUUGCUCAACAUUUCAAAGCAAAUUAAUCUGUAAAUUAUAUUAAAACCUAAUGCAAAAUUAUAGCAGGAACAUAACUUUUGAAAAGGCUAAUCAAAGACUGCAUGAGGAGGGAGGUCUCACUAUGCAUCUUAAUUUUCUCUCACCUAUGCAAUCCAGCUGAUGUAUGUCAUAUUACAUUUAUGACCAAAAAAAUCCAAACCAAACCCCAAGCACUAUGGAGCAUUUCUAACAAACGCACUACAGUCUCAUAAGUUUUGACACUUUCUUUCAAAGCAGCAUCUAUUUUAUUGAAGUGCUUUAAAUCAUAUUAGACUGUAUAAGUGUAGAACUUUUGAGUAUGAAACAUGAAAAUGGGGCUAGGAUUUUCAGUUUCAUAGAAUUUAAGGCCAGAAGAACCCAGAAAUCAUCAUUUGACCUGCAUACCUCACACUAUUAUAUACCAUCCAAAUACGCUAUGUUGAGUGCCAUGAAUUCAAUUAAACUAAAGAAUUUUAGACCUCAAUAGACUUAACUACGUGGCACAAGCAAUUAAUAGGAGAAACCACAAUGCCACUGCUGCCAUGUCAGAAAACUGAUUAGGUGAGAUAUUCAGAUUACCCUAGCAGGUAAACCAUACCUCAAGAUGCAAAGGACAAUGUGAAGCCCUGAAGGUUCCUGCCAAUCUGAUUUAGGGCAAAUUUUUAUGAUCCAAGUUUUGUGAUCAGUUAUACCCUAGGCACCUGAAGAUAAAAUCCUCUUAAAUGACUGGAUUGUGUAUGUACCCAUUCCAAGUGCUUCUCCAUUUUAACUAGUGAUCUGUCUCUAGUUGUAACAGAUAUCUGAUGCUUCAUUACCCGUGACAAUCUGAAGCAUGAGAUCAGAUUAUAAUCAUUAUCAAACACAGAGUGAAAGUGUUACAAGCAAGUUCUCCUUAAGGUCAUAGCUUCCAGGGCCAGAUGGCAUAACCAUAACUGACACCCCAAGCCUGCAGAACUCCCAGAAACUGACUUCAAACAUACCUUUCUGGGGGGAAAAAAAAAAAAGUUUUUCAAGGCUCCAAACAGUGAAUCCAUCACCUUUACUAACACUUCCCCCUUAAAUGUAUAUUCCCAAUCAGUUAUACUUUCAGCUGUUUUAAACUUUGGAAGACCGGCCCUUUGAAACUCCAAAUAUACACAUUAUUGGUUGACUAUGCAAUUUACCAAACUUGUAAUUAAGUCUUUGUCUAAUAGUCAUCCUUUGUUGGGAACAGGACUUUGCAUUUACACAUCUUCAUCUUUUUUUUGUUUUGUUUUAGACUCCAAGGUAAAGUUUUGUUGUUGGCCACAUAAGAUACAAGCAAAUAUCCCAUAGUAUCCUCUAGUGAAAGUGUUUAGGGCCCUAUCUCUCAUCAAACUCCAAAAGGAUUUGAGCACCUAACUACCUCAGUCUUCUUUUUGUAAGAGAAAUCCAUACUAUGUGAUUUAUGCCAGUGGCUCAAUCUUUCCAGACUAUUGUACCUCUUUCAGGAGUCUGAUUUGUCUUGCAUGCCCCAAAAUUUCACCUCACACAAACUAUUUGCUACAAAAUCUAAUACAAAAAAGUGUGUAUCAGCACAUUACUGAACAAUUGCUCACUUUAUUUUUACAAUUACAAAUUAAAAUAUAAAUUGCUCAGAUUUCUCUCUAGAGGAUUAACUAGAGGAUAAUAAACAAGUCAUUGUAUAACUUUUUAGUUUGUACUGGAGCAGCUCGAGAAGAGCUGCCGGCAACUGGCACCCUAGGUGGAACCCCCCACCUCCAUAGCCCUCAAUAGUGUGACAUCAUUAUUGGGUGCCAUGUUAAACGCAGUGCCCUAGGCAACUGCCAAGGUUGCCUACAUCCACGGGCCGCCCCUGAGUUUGUACUAACUUCACUAAUGCUUUUUAUGUAGUCGGUUAUAAAACUAGGCAAAUAUAUAGGUGAGUUGAUGUUCACCUUGGAAGUCAUCUACAUACCAGCAGGAUACACAUACUUCUGGUUGAGAGCCACUGAGGUAUGUGACCUCAUGACACAUUAACAUGUCAGCUGACCAACAUUUCUUAAUAGAUUUAUAACAAAAAAUUUCAGCUGGGAGAAUAAUGGGCUCCUACACAAUUCAUUUAGGGCCAGAUCUACAAAGCAACCCAAGUGUCAGUUUUAGGAGCUACUGCAAUCCACAAAAACUCUGGGUGGCUGCUGCCUAGCCCUGUAGAUGUGAAAACUUUUUUUGAUUCCUAAAGCUGUUCUGUACAAGUUUCUGUUGUGUAGAAGUCCAUCAUUCUAGAUACCUAUGUUUCUGGGCAUGUUGCUUCAAUCUAGUUGAAGGGUAUGCUUGUGUUCAUUUUAAACAAAAUGUGAUUUAGAAAGUAUGUAUGCAUAAAGAAGCAUGCUGUGGCUCACCACCCUAGGAACAUUCUAGAAAAGGACAAGGGGAGGGAGGUGAGCUCAACAUGUAGAGUGGAGAAGUAUAAGCAUGUGAUGAACAAAUCCAUAUAUGGAAAGGUUAAAUAUGAUUGGCCAGAGGUUUGUGUUAUGUAACUUGUUUUGUAACUGCCAUGUGUUAUAAAAUAGCCAGGGGAAGGGCUCCUUGCUCCAGGCACUCUGGCUGAUUUUUGUAUUAGGGACUCCCUUUGUGCACACUGAAUAAAGUCUUGUUGAACUGAAGAAAGUAUAGAAGACCCUUGAUUCUGCGCCCGGCCUCUUACUCAUUUGGUGGUUAUUGAGUACCACAAAAUCCCAACAUAGUCUAGGCCUUCAUAUACAAGUCUCAUGGCUAAGCCUCAGACUAAUCCACAAACCUGGGGAGAAUCUAUCUUGCUAGGUGACCUUAGAGACUGCUUAAUGCCAAACAAAAUGGGGGAGGGAGGAAACCUCCCUUAAAACCUUUAGCCUGGGGGUUAUAUACUCAGAAUUUAAUCCUUCAGUUGCUUUCCUUGAUGAGAAGUGAUGUCAGCCGGAGCUCCCUACUUGUCUGAUAAGUGCCCUAACCCCUGAAGUAACACUCGUGUGCAUCUCAAGCUCGUUCCAAUUGAAUAAUUGAAUAAUUAAAAUAUUAAUGGGCCAGAGAAUCACUGUGCAGUGCAGUGCUUAGAGCAUUGUAACCAGAUUGACUCAUCACUGCUGCCUUUCCUGCUGGUCACACUAGGAAUUAGGUCUGCUUGGAGUACACUGCCUUCUGGUUGCUGACUUGCCCAUUAUUGCUCUACUCUGCCGCUGUCUCCACCCUCUGGUGAUUGACCUGCAUUUCUCCCUGGACCGUGGUGUCCUCUUCAGUGCCUACUACUCAAUUCUCCCCCAUUUCCAGAGGUAACAGCAGUCCUCAGUUCUUACACCUGCCACCAUGGCCAAGUGCAGCCCCAAAGUCUAGCCCCUGGCCUCA
Molecule: messenger RNA, 5077 nt
Organism: Pelodiscus sinensis (Chinese soft-shelled turtle)
Lineage: Eukaryota; Metazoa; Chordata; Testudines; Trionychidae
Gene: ALKAL2
Product: ALK and LTK ligand 2
Biological process (GO): positive regulation of ERK1 and ERK2 cascade; positive regulation of ERK5 cascade
Molecular function (GO): receptor tyrosine kinase binding; receptor signaling protein tyrosine kinase activator activity
Source: RefSeq, a predicted model, not a curated record